UCUGUCACAGCCGCGGCUUCCCGGAAAAAAACUCGGAUAGAGAUUUUCUCUCAGACUUUUUUUCCGGAGAGAGGCGGCUGUGACACAGGCUAAGAAGAACAUCGCGGAUCGCGGAACGAAACUGGAAAGAAAGUAGAAAGGUAAAAUUCCAGAAGAUCGAAAUGUCCAAAAAGGUGUGCCUUCUUUCCCUUUCUGUAAUGGGGAUGAUUUUCAUCAACUUCUCUUUGACAGCUACUUCUCUCAAAUGCUACAAUUGCCAUGGAGCAAAAAAGGAACCUGAUCAGGAUGCAGGUUGCAGUAAUACCACCAAGAACUGCAGUGGAUCAGAGAAUACAUGCAUGAUACAUCUCACCAGAAACAAGUUAUCUGAACCUCAAGUCUAUCACCUAACUUGCAAAGCUAAAGUUGACUGUGAACGUCUGGGUGUUGGCUGUAUCAAAAAUAAUGAUAAAACUAUCUGCACAAAAUGUUGUUCCACUGAUCUGUGCAAUACUCGUACAACCUAUAGUGCUACCUUAGCUCCACCAACCUCGUCGACAUCAAGGAGGACACAAAUUCUACCAAUCAUAUUUUUCCUGACCACACUGACAGUGUUCUGGUUUUGUGACUAAGAGUUCAGCGUAAUAAUGUUGACUUCUACAAUGUACCAAUCUUUGGGAAGUAAAAAAAAUAUAUAUAAUAAUAGCCUAGUCUGCACUGCCAAUGUAAACCAUACACAAAAAA
This is a messenger RNA of Orbicella faveolata, 723 nucleotides long. RefSeq lists its product as uncharacterized. The record is from RefSeq and is a predicted model, not a curated record. Lineage: Eukaryota; Metazoa; Cnidaria; Anthozoa; Scleractinia; Merulinidae.